CCUUUUGUCACCCGUGAUUCACCCACGUGGCUCUGUAAUGAACAAGGGGGGAUCAGAGUCACCAUGCAAAGCCUUUGGAGAGUGUAUGAGAGGACAGCUCCUACGUGGACACGAGGACUGACUGCGAGACUGGCUAGUUCUGGAGGAGGAAGACCAGAGUCUAAGAGGAAAGACGGGAGGAGACAGUUCGAUAGGACAGAAUCUAAACAAGAGCCUAAAAUAAUAUGGGCAGACUACAAGCGAAAUUUCAAAGGUUCCGUACCCCCUCAGAAAACCAGAAUAAGAUGUCGGAGAGGUCCAGAGAGGAUUGUGAACAAUGCCUGCCCCAUAUGUAAGGAUGGCAUCUCCAUCACACACACAGAUACCAAUCUGCUGGAGCAGUUUCUGUCACCUCAUACAGGGGAAAUCUUUGAAGCGUCUAAAACAGGUUUGUGUAGACAACAACAGAAGAAGCUGAUAGUUGCCAUAGAGACAGCCUGGGACCAUGGUCUCCUGCCCUACCCUAUACCACGGAAACCUGAGGAUGAAUCAUUUCGUAUUCCACCAUGGAACAAGAUAGACAUUGUAUAGACAUCAAACAAUAACAAUAUAACAGUGAUAGUGCAAUUUUCAUUUAUAAUAAUGUUGUCUGUUUGUAAAUUGAUGUACAUGUAUAUUAAUCAGUGCUUGAUCCUGUUGA
Molecule: messenger RNA, 679 nt
Organism: Halichondria panicea
Lineage: Eukaryota; Metazoa; Porifera; Demospongiae; Suberitida; Halichondriidae
Product: small ribosomal subunit protein mS40-like
Exons: 7
Coding region: 64-570 (168 amino acids)
Biological process (GO): mitochondrial translation
Cellular component (GO): mitochondrion; ribosome
Molecular function (GO): structural constituent of ribosome
Source: RefSeq, a predicted model, not a curated record